AUGGAUAAUAGAUCUGCUGAGUGUGCCAAGUUAGGGAAAAGUGCCCUGAAUGGUCUUAAGAUUAAAUAUGGUGCUGCAAAAGCAUAUGAAUGUAAUAUAUGUAAAAAGGUCUUUGUUAAAAAAUGGAGCUUAAAUGCGCAUAUCAAGUUCCAUUCAGGUAAGAAACCUUAUAAAUGUGAUGAUCAUUUUGAGGAAUCUCAGUUUGCAUCACUAUGCAAAGAUAGGAAAAAACUAAGAAAAACUGCAUUACCAACACUCUUUAGUAUUCCAAAUCCACCACCAUCUGUAACUGACAAGAGGAUAAGAGAAAUAAGAUGUCCAAAACCAAAUACCCAAUUAGGAGGAAACCAAAUGACAAAAGUUCAUUCAUUGGAUGCUCUUGAUAGGAACUGCUGCCUUUUAGUUGACGAAAUGGAAAUAGCUUCAUAUCAAGAUUUUGAUACAUCGUCUAAGUCAUUCAUUGGAAAUGUUACUUUAGGAAAACCGUGCAGUCGCUAA
Messenger RNA from Stegodyphus dumicola, 498 nucleotides. Its product is annotated as RB-associated KRAB zinc finger protein-like. Lineage: Eukaryota; Metazoa; Arthropoda; Arachnida; Araneae; Eresidae. The record is from RefSeq and is a predicted model, not a curated record.